Molecule: messenger RNA, 3427 nt
Organism: Condylura cristata (star-nosed mole)
Lineage: Eukaryota; Metazoa; Chordata; Mammalia; Eulipotyphla; Talpidae
Gene: TXNRD1
Product: thioredoxin reductase 1
Exons: 15
Coding region: 267-1760 (497 amino acids)
Biological process (GO): cellular response to oxidative stress; cell redox homeostasis; glutathione metabolic process
Cellular component (GO): mitochondrion; cytosol
Molecular function (GO): glutathione-disulfide reductase (NADPH) activity; thioredoxin-disulfide reductase (NADPH) activity; flavin adenine dinucleotide binding
Source: RefSeq, a predicted model, not a curated record
AGCCACUGAGAACCCGCGACCCUUGCUCCUGCACUGCCGCAGUCCCGCCUCGACUCGGCGCGGAAGGCGGGGCGGGGGGGCGAAAGAAGAGGAGCCUGAGGUCGGAGAGCUCGCCUCGGAAGGACGGGCGCCGCCUCGAGGGAGCACUCUCGGAGCUGACCGCGGAGACCGACCUCCCGGUGGUGUUUGUGAAGCGGAGAAAGAUAGGCGGCCAUGGUCCGACCCUGAAGGCUUUUCAGGACGGCAUACUUCAGAAGCUGGUGAGCAUGAACGGCGCGGAGGAUCUCCCCGGGUCCUACGACUACGACCUCAUCAUCAUUGGCGGGGGCUCAGGAGGACUGGCGGCCGCUAAGGAAGCAGCCAAAUAUGACAAGAAGGUAAUGGUCUUGGAUUUUGUCACUCCAACCCCUCUUGGAACUAGAUGGGGCCUUGGAGGGACCUGUGUCAACGUGGGCUGCAUCCCUAAAAAGCUGAUGCACCAAGCCGCUUUGCUAGGACAAGCCCUGCAGGACUCUCGGACCUACGGCUGGAAUGUUGGGGAGUCAGUUAAACAUGACUGGGAGAAAAUGACGGAAGCCGUGCAGAACCACAUCGGCUCGCUGAACUGGGGCUACCGGGUGGCCCUGCGGGAGAACAAAGUCACCUAUGAGAACGCCUACGGGCAGUUCGUUGGUCCUCACAGGAUUAAGGCAACAAAUAACAAAGGCAAAGAAAAGAUUUAUACAGCGGAGAGAUUUAUCAUAGCCACUGGUGAAAGGCCACGUUACUUGGGUAUCCCUGGAGACAGAGAAUACUGCAUCAGCAGUGAUGAUCUUUUCUCCUUACCUUACUGCCCGGGUAAAACCCUGGUGGUUGGAGCAUCCUACGUGGCUUUGGAAUGUGCUGGAUUUCUGGCUGGCAUUGGUUUAGAUGUCACUGUGAUGGUGCGGUCCAUUCUUCUCAGAGGAUUUGACCAGGAUAUGGCCUACAAGAUUGGUGAACAUAUGGAGGAACAUGGGGUCAAGUUUAUAAGAAAGUUUGUACCAAUAAAAGUGGAACAAAUCGAAGCAGGGAUGCCAGGCCGACUCAGGGUGGUGGCUCAGUCCACUCAGAGUGACGAGACCAUCGAAGGAGAGUACAACACGGUGUUGUUGGCAAUAGGAAGAGAUGCUUGCACCAGAAAAAUUGGCUUGGAAACUGUGGGUGUAAAGAUAAAUGAAAAGACUGGAAAAAUACCUGUCACGGACGAAGAGCAGACCAACGUGCCUUAUAUCUAUGCCAUCGGGGACAUACUGGAGGGCAAGCUGGAGCUCACCCCUGUGGCCAUCCAGGCCGGGAGAUUGCUGGCACAGAGGCUCUAUGCCGGCUCCUCCGUCAAGUGUGACUAUGAAAAUGUUCCAACAACUGUAUUUACUCCUUUGGAAUAUGGUGCCUGUGGUCUUUCUGAAGAGAAAGCUGUGGAAAAAUUUGGAGAAGAAAAUAUUGAGGUUUACCAUAGUUACUUUUGGCCCUUGGAAUGGACGAUUCCAUCAAGAGAUAACAACAAAUGUUACGCAAAAAUAGUCUGCAAUAUCAAAGAUAAUGAACGUGUUGUUGGCUUCCACGUGCUGGGUCCAAAUGCUGGAGAAGUUACCCAGGGCUUCGCAGCUGCCCUCAAGUGUGGCCUGACCAAAUCGCAGCUGGACAGCACCAUCGGGAUCCACCCUGUCUGUGCAGAGGUAUUCACCACGCUGUCGGUAACGAAGCGCUCGGGGGGAAACGUCCUCCAGGCUGGCUGCUGAGGUUAAGCCCCAGUGUGGACGCUGCCGCGUGACGCCGCACCGCAGACAUACCCGCGCGGGAUCCAGGCGAAGUUUCGGGGAAGGUUCCCGGACUCGGCCCCCGUGUGUCCUGGGCCUCCGCCACCGAGGCCCCUGGGAUGUCGUGGGUAGGAGGUGGCGAGCGGAAGGCAGGCAGCGUCCCACUGGGGUCGCCAUGACAGACUGGAAACCGACUCCGCAGCGCAUCGAGGAUGCGUCCAUGAAGUCCCCGGCCUCAAGCCCGUGCGGGCGGGCGGCGACGGAUGUCUGCCGGAGCGGUUCGGCGCCCUCUCCUUCAUGGGCGCUCGCACUCUCGUUUAGCUUUUCGAGUUGAUUACUUUCUUCUUUCUCUCUCCAUGGUAUUAAUGAUAACUAGAGAUGAAAAAAUGAUAGCAGCUGAUUUCUGUCCAUAAGCAAGUUAGGACUGCACAGUGCAAGCAGGCGGCCGGCUGUGUGGAAGGCGCUAGGGGCUCGGGGCUCCGCCGCCGCCUCCCCAGCCGUGGCGCCCGGCAGGCCCCGUCCAGGGCAGAUUCGCCACGUCUGACCAAAUUUGCCCUGCGCACUGCAUCACUGAUUGUUACUUCGCUAGUGGUCUUCGGCCAGGGGCUGGGCCUGCCAGCUGGGUCGUUCCACUGCACUGCGCUCGGAAGGACAGGGGGGCCCCCGCCGCCGUCCCUCGCGGAGUGCGGGAGCGCACCCCGCGGGGAAGGCAGCCCGUGUCCCUCCCUUUGUGCCUGAGUGAGCCGAGAGCGCCUCGCACAGGCAGACCCUCGGACCCUUUCCUUGGUGGCUUUCACGUUCAGCUAAACCCCCAUGACUCGUGUGUCGGGCAGCCCCCUCGCUGAGACCCGCCCCGGGGAGCUCGGCCUGGCGCCCCUGCGAGCCUGGCGCAGCCAUUGCUUUUUCAGGAAGCUGUUAAUCGCCUAAGUUAUUGUUGAACACAGGUGGAUGUGAAGGAUUUUCAUUUAGAAACCCAGUGGUUAUGACUUCGUUGUUGAAAGAGCAGCCGCCCGGGUGGAGUUCGCGCGCCGCCCGCGUCCUGGCUUGAGUUAGUCGGAGAGGCGCUCGCUCGCAGCGACGGCUCUGCGCAGAGCCCGGGGAGGCCGAACUCGCAGAGUUUGCUCGCAGAGCUUGCUCGCAGAGCACGUGCAGCGGACGGAGCCCUCGACCCGCAGCCCGUAGAUGCUUGCCAUUCCCCUCACCCCGCGCGCCGCUGGCUGCAGCGCCUCUGGCCGGGUCACCUCAGGGAGCCCGGGCCGGCCUGGGCCUGCCCCACGGGGCGCGUCUCCCGCCCACCAUCCCAUUUGGGUCUGUGAAGAAAACGGGAAAAGCAAGAACGGGAGUGGGGUGUGAGGUGGUUGACUGUUUUCUGCUUUAUUUAUUGUUGUGAUUCGUUUUUCCUCCAAGUCUGCCAGUCUCUGGCAUUGGAGCAUAGCCGUGUGAGACGAUGGCGCCUGAUCAUGUUGUGAUUCUCUCUUCUUAGUGGAUCGUGGGCGGUUCUGUCCCACGGGAAGGAUCAUACUGUAGAGACCUGUCUCGUUCAGACUCUGUAAUUGCCCAAUCUGUUAAAACUCAUACUAGACUCCAUGUAUUUUUGUUACAAAUCUUCUGAGAAAAACAAUGUGAACAUUAAAAACACUGCUAUCCUU